Molecule: messenger RNA, 713 nt
Organism: Aspergillus homomorphus CBS 101889
Lineage: Eukaryota; Fungi; Ascomycota; Eurotiomycetes; Eurotiales; Aspergillaceae
Exons: 2
Coding region: 42-584 (180 amino acids)
Source: RefSeq, a predicted model, not a curated record
GCCCAAUAUAAAUCCAGUUGGCAUCUACCUUACUUGCACUUAUGUCCUCUCCCACUGCACGCGCUCAUCUAUCCCCUGCGCCCCCUCUUUUCGUUGCGGGUAAUUUUUCAGGCCAAUCAUUCAGGUUGCCCUCUUCAGCCACCUCACGUCCAAAGCUUGUGGUUUACUGCGGAGUAAUAAACUUCAUGGUACUAUUGACUCGGGAGGGGUGGAAGGCUAGGGCAACGACAGGUACAUACUUCACAGAACAUCCAGUAGGUAUAUAUACAUUAUUCUCACUGAUGAGUCAUCCAACCUCCUCCAACUCUUAUCCCCACCUUCGGGUUCGGAUUGCCUUUCUUUUCGGGGCUCAUGCGGUCGCCACGGCUUCUUAUCUUUUAUACAGGUGGGUACGGACUACCUCGGAGGAGCUGUCCGUCAUUAGCUCCCUAACUACGGAGACAUACCAGGGAUUCGUGGUGGACAGUGAUCGAUGCUUUGUUAUCUUGAGAAAUCGGAAUGAUUGGUCGUACACACCGAGUGCCAAUGAUGCGCUGCGGGAACAAUUGCCGGCUGCCUGCGGGGUGUUAAGCCCUGUGCGUUAGUUGAUGCGUACAUCUUGACACCGCUCUGAUUAUCGGAUUUGGUGCCAGUGGUUGGAGGUUAGGGAGCCGAGUGAGGAGCUUAUCUAGAAUGCGAUGUUGAGGGGAUUACAGCCUGUACACUCUUCAAAG